Molecule: messenger RNA, 2301 nt
Organism: Cornus florida
Lineage: Eukaryota; Viridiplantae; Streptophyta; Magnoliopsida; Cornales; Cornaceae
Product: probable trehalase
Exons: 11
Coding region: 156-1958 (600 amino acids)
Biological process (GO): trehalose catabolic process
Molecular function (GO): alpha,alpha-trehalase activity
Source: RefSeq, a predicted model, not a curated record
UUAACCUAACAUUGUACACAUCCAAACAGAGUUACAGAAAGAUACCAAUCAUGCAUAUAUUCCUAGUGCCGGCCUUUUCCUGCCAUUCACAUUCAAAGUAACACACACAAAUAUAUAUAUAUAUACACACGCACAUCCCAUUCAUACGGUUCAACAUGUCCUUUCCAAUCUCCAUCAAAACCACUUUCUUUCAAUUCAAAAAGCCCAACUUUUUUUCUUUGUUCUUCCUAUUCACGUUCUUACUAUUAUCAUUCACAACCAUGACCGUAACGUCCCAAACUUCACCACCGGACUCGGGCCCUGUGGUCCCCACAAUCCCGCUAGUCAACUUCCUCGAACUCGUCCAAGAGACCGCACUCACCGCCUUCGGCCACAAAAACUUCGACCCGAAACUCUACGUCGACGUGUCCUUGAAAUUCAAUCUCUCGGCCACUAAAGAUGCGUUUCACAAGUUGCCGAAGACCGACAACGGUUCGGUUUCGGCCGGUGAUUUGAAGGGGUUUAUUGCGGAGUACUUGAAUGGAGCGGAGGAGGACUUGGUUUAUGCUGAACCGGUGGACUUUGUGGCCGAGCCGGAAGGGUUUUUGGCCAAAGUGGAGAACCGGGUAGUGAGGGAUUGGGCAUUAGAGGUUCAUUCGCUUUGGAAGAGUUUGAGCCGGAAAGUUUCGGACCGGGUUUUGGAGAAGCCGGAAUUACAUACUCUGCUUCCUCUGCCUAAGCCGGUUAUGAUACCAGGAUCGAGGUUCCGGGAGGUUUAUUAUUGGGAUUCGUACUGGGUAAUAAGGGGCUUGUUAGCAAGUAAAAUGUAUGAGAGUGCAAAAGGAAUCGUGAUUAAUCUCAUUUCCCUUAUAAACGAAUUUGGACACGUUCUUAAUGGUGCAAGGGCAUAUUACACUAAUAGGAGCCAGCCACCCCUCCUAAGUUCUAUGGUUUAUGACAUCUACGAUAGGACCGGUGAUAUGGACUUUGUUAGGAAAUCUCUCCCUGCCUUGGUCAAAGAACACAGAUUUUGGAAUACAGGAAUACAUAAGGUGACCAUUCAGGAUGCUCAAGGAUGCAAUCAUACUUUAAAUCGGUACUAUGCAAUGUGGAACGAACCCAGACCAGAAUCUUCAACUAUUGACAGGGAAACUGCUAGCAAGCUCUCAAGCGUUUCUCAGAAGCAGCAUCUUUAUCGAGAACUGGCUUCAGCAGCUGAAUCUGGAUGGGAUUUCAGUACAAGAUGGAUGAGGAAUGCAUCCGAUCUCACGACAUUGGCUACAACAUCAAUUUUACCUGUGGAUUUGAACGCAAUCAUACUCAAGAUGGAACUUGACAUAGCCUUCUUGGCAAACUGUAUUGGAGAGAGUAGCAUUGCUCAACGUUUUAGCGAAGCUUCUCAAGCAAGACAAAAGGCAAUGCACUCUGUUUUCUGGAAUGCAGAGAUGGGACAGUGGCUUGAUUAUUGGCUUAGCAGUAGCACUUCAUGCAAGGAUUCUUACACAUGGGAAGCUUCAAAUCAGAAUAAGAAUGUAUUUGCUUCAAACUUUGUUCCCUUGUGGAUUGGGUUGUUUAAUUCAGAUGUUUCGCUGGUGGAGAAAGUUACUCAAAGUCUCAAAUAUUCGGGCCUGGUCCAUGCUGCUGGGAUUGCAACUUCUUUGACAAAUUCAGGACAACAAUGGGACUUUCCCAAUGGUUGGGCGCCGCUUCAGCACAUGAUAGUUGAAGGUUUGGUAAGAUCUGGAUCCAAAGAAGCAAGAUCAUUCGGAGAAGACAUUGCUAUUAGGUGGACCAGAACCAAUUAUGUUGCUUACAAGAAAACGGGUACAAUGCAUGAGAAAUACGACGUCAAAAAAUGUGGAGAAUUUGGAGGUGGAGGUGAAUACGUACCUCAAACGGGCUUUGGGUGGUCGAAUGGAGUUGUAUUGGCAUUCUUGGAGGAGUUUGGAUGGCCUAAGGACCUGAAGAUCGAUUGCUAGCGAGCUAGGGAAUUGAAGACAUGCCUUCAGACAUAUUUGAAUUAUAUAACAGAUUUCAGUUUCACGCAGAAGAUUAAAAAAAAAUAAUAAUUAAAAAAAAAAAAAAUUAUUUAUAGAGCAGGGUUUCCAAUUGCAACCCAAAAACAAGUGGGGAAUUUCUGCAUCAUAUAGAUAGAUAUAGGAUCUAUGGGGCAAUUAUUUAGAAAUACAUUUUCUGCAACAGCCCUUGAUUGAAAAGGAUCCCAUGAUCCUGAACUGAUCUUACCUAGGAUCGCAAAUCCCAAGUUUGUCUAUGAAGAAUGGAUCUUGUGUUUGUGUCUAUAAUUGAUUUAUUGAUUUCUUC